AUUAUAAAGGCUCCCACAUUACUCCAACCGCGUCCUGAACACUACACAUUUCCAUCUAAGUUUGCAUAUAUCACUCUCUUGCUCUUUUCUCCUAAACCAUUUUUCAAAUCUGAAGCAAUUCUUCUAAACCUAAGAACUGCUUGGUUCUUCGAGUAAUUUCUAAUUUUGCAAAUUAAGUAGUGUCUAAGAGUUUCAUUUCUAGGCCACUGAACCCACAAAAACGAAGAGAGAUUUGGUCAGUUUGCGUUUGUGUUAAACAAUGGAGUGUGAGAAGAAACAAAACCAAAACAAGAAAUCAAAUUCUAUUAUACUUAAGUACGUGAAGUUUGGUUAUCACUACUUAAUCUCUAAUGCCAUGUAUCUCUUACUUGUGCCACUCAGUACCAUAGCUUUGACUCAUCUUUCUAUGGAUGAUUUGGUCCAUUUCUCCAACCACACUAUGCCCAAUCUUGUAGUUGUGACUUUAUGCAUCGUGAUUGUAGUUAUCCUAGCAACCCUUUACUUGAUGAGUCGUCCAAGAAAAGUUUAUUUAGUAAAUUUUUCUUGUUACAAGCCCGACCAAACUCUAAUGUGUAGCAAAGAAACUUUCAUGAAAGCGACUAAGCUUACUGGGAGUUUCACGGAUGAAAGUUUGGCGUUUCAAAAGAAGAUUUUGGAGAGGUCAGGGUAUGGUCAAAAAACAUAUAUAGCCAAAACAUUGUUGGAGGUCCCAAUCAACAUGAGCUUCGAUGAAGCAAGGAAGGAGGCAGGGAUGGUGAUGUUUGGAGUGAUCGAUGAGUUAUUGGCGAAAACCGGAGUGAAGACAAAGGAUAUAGGGAUUCUUGUUGUGAAUUGCAGUUUGUUCAAUCCAACACCAUCAUUGUCAUCCAUGGUUGUUAACAGGUACAAGCUUAGAGGGAACAUUUUGAGCUAUAAUCUUGGUGGAAUGGGCUGCAGUGCUGGACUAAUUUCUAUAGAUCUUGCCAAACGCUUGCUACAGGGACAAUCCAACACCUACGCCUUAGUGGUGAGCUUGGAAAUCUUGACUUGCCAGUAUUACCGAGGCAACAACUACUCAAUGCUCAUCACAAAUUGUCUUUUCCGCAUGGGUGGAGCUGCAAUUCUCUUAUCAAACCGACCCUCUGAUCGUCGUUGUUCUAAGUAUCAACUCACUCACACUUUACGUACUCACAAGGGUGCAGAUGAUAAGUGUCAUAAUUGUGUCUACCAAAAAGAAGAUGAAAACAAAAAAGUUGGCCUUUUACUCUCUAAAGACCUAUUGGUUGUGGCUGGUGAAGCUCUUAAAACCAACAUCACAACAUUAGGGCCAAUGGUCUUGCCUGUGUCUGAACAACUUCUAUUUGUCAUGAAUUUAAUCAGAAGAAAGAUAUUUCAAAUGAAGAUAAAACCAUAUGUCCCAGACUUUAAGUUGGCAUUCGAGCAUUUUUGCUUACAUGCGGGAGGAAGGGGUGUAUUAGAUGAGUUAGAGAAGAACCUUGGGCUCACUAAAUGGCACAUGGAACCCUCAAGGAUGACUCUAUAUAGGUUUGGGAACACUUCUAGUAGUUCUCUGUGGUAUGAAUUGGCUUAUUCCGAAGCCAAGGGAAGGAUUAAGAAAGGCAAUAGGGUAUGGCAAAUUGGGUUCGGAUCAGGAUUCAAGUGUAACAGUGCUGUGUGGCAGGCAUUACGAACCAUUGAUCCAGCUAAAGAGAAGAGUAAUGUUUGGAUGAAUGAGAUUCAUGAGUACCCUGUUGACGUGCCUCAAGUGGCAACCAUUGCUACUUAAACUUCUCCUCCUAGGAAGAAUUGCUAUAAUUUGCAUGUAUCUCUGUUGUGUUCGUCUUCUUUUUUUAUAAUUUGUCUGGCUACAUGUGUGUUUUAUAUCUAUAUAUCAUAAAGAAUAAUGUAUACGUAUUUAGGCUCUAUGUGCUACAAUUAAAAUUGUCAUACAGUUGUUCUUGAUUGGA
Molecule: messenger RNA, 1946 nt
Organism: Quercus lobata
Lineage: Eukaryota; Viridiplantae; Streptophyta; Magnoliopsida; Fagales; Fagaceae
Product: 3-ketoacyl-CoA synthase 11-like
Exons: 2
Coding region: 260-1765 (501 amino acids)
Biological process (GO): fatty acid biosynthetic process
Cellular component (GO): membrane
Molecular function (GO): acyltransferase activity, transferring groups other than amino-acyl groups
Source: RefSeq, a predicted model, not a curated record